CUCACUCCUCACUCCUGUUCCGCGGCUCCGACCGGCCGCUCUCCUCUCUCCGCCGGCGACGAGCUUGAGCUCCAGCUCCAGCUGUCUCUUCCUACUGCCCUCGGAGGAGGCGGCGCCGGCGGGUAUGGAGCCCAUGAGCGUGGACAGCAGCGGCGGCGGCGGCCUGGACGCGCAGAUCGAGCAGCUCAUGCAGUGCCGCCCGCUCCCCGAGCAAGAGGUCAAAGCGCUAUGCGAGAAGGCUAAGGAGAUAUUGAUGGAGGAGAGCAAUGUUCAGCCAGUCAAAAGCCCAGUGACAAUUUGCGGUGACAUUCACGGACAAUUCCAUGACCUUGUUGAGCUUUUCCGGAUUGGCGGCAAGUGUCCAGAUACCAAUUAUUUGUUCAUGGGGGACUAUGUAGAUCGUGGCUACUACUCUGUUGAGACUGUUUCUCUCUUGGUAGCACUGAAGGUGCGCCACCCACACCGGAUUACAAUCCUUCGUGGAAACCAUGAGAGUCGACAGAUCACACAGGUGUAUGGAUUCUAUGAUGAAUGCUUACGAAAGUAUGGCAAUGCAAGUGUAUGGAAGAUAUUCACAGAUCUUUUUGAUUAUUUUCCAUUGACAGCGCUGGUGGAAUCUGAAAUUUUCUGCCUCCAUGGUGGUUUGUCUCCGUCCAUUGAGAAUCUUGAUAGUGUGCGUAGCUUAGAUCGUGUCCAAGAGGUUCCACACGAGGGGCCUAUGUGCGAUCUCCUAUGGUCUGAUCCAGACGAUCGAUGUGGUUGGGGCAUAUCUCCUCGUGGUGCUGGCUACACUUUUGGACAGGACAUAUCUGAACAAUUCAAUCACACCAACAAUCUCAAACUUGUAGCUCGGGCUCAUCAGUUAGUUAUGGAGGGAUAUAACUGGGCUCAUGAACAAAAGGUUGUUACCAUAUUCAGUGCUCCGAACUAUUGUUACAGAUGUGGCAACAUGGCAUCCAUUCUGGAAGUUGAUGACUGCAACAGCCACUCGUUUAUCCAGUUUGAGCCAGCCCCUAGGCGAGGUGAGCCAGAUGUGACCCGGAGAACGCCUGAUUACUUCCUUUGAGUUAAUUGGCGGCACCAUUUCUCAGCUUGUAUUGCGAUAAUGCGCACCGAUCAGUGAGAUUCUGCUGGAUCCAAAUCUGCACAUGAGCCAACAAACAAUAACAAGGCCCUAUGUAAAACUUGACCCCCAUUGGUCAAUCCAGAAGAGGCUGCUAUCUUGGAAGAAAACAAGCUUCAUGCAGCUACACCUGCCUGAGUUCCAGGUGAAAAAAGGGCCAUCAUACAUCCUCUCUUCUCACACGGGUAUUUCAUAGAGGCAUGUCAUUACAUUCGCAAAGACUGAACUCCUAUAUGUAGCUUAAGCUUGUAUUACUAGGCUUGUAAUCUGUAUUGUCAAUGACCAAGAUACAGUUGGUUAAAUCAUAUUGCAACCUUUAUGGAGAUUGAUCUCCAAGCUUU
Lolium rigidum is the source of this 1464-nucleotide messenger RNA. RefSeq names its product serine/threonine-protein phosphatase PP2A-4 catalytic subunit-like. NCBI's taxonomy places the organism in Eukaryota, Viridiplantae, Streptophyta, Magnoliopsida, Poales, Poaceae. Gene Ontology annotation, cellular component: cytosol. Gene Ontology annotation, molecular function: protein serine/threonine phosphatase activity. The transcript has 11 exons. Gene Ontology annotation, biological process: mitotic cell cycle; peptidyl-serine dephosphorylation. Bases 125 to 1066 code for a protein of 313 amino acids. The record is from RefSeq and is a predicted model, not a curated record.